AUGGCGAAACCCGACAGAUAUGCCUCCCCAGACGAUGGCUCUAAACUAAAUCAGCUGAUAGGGGAGCGCAAUAGGCUAAUCACUGAGUUAUACUGCGUUUCGCGGAUACAAGAUUUCCUGCACAUCACCGACGAGCAACUGCUAGCAUCCCAGAUCAAUGAAUUUUUAGACUUACACGACAUUCGGAAGGGCUACCGUUUUGAUUCUAAUUCUCUUCCGAGAUUCACUCAAUCAGAUCCCCCAUCCGAAAAGAAGCCAGCCAAGAGUAAAAGUAGCACGCCAGUGGACAACACAAAACGAGAUAGAGAGUAUGGCCGCCAUGACAAAGAUGACAACCGAAGAGCUCCUGAAGGUGACAAAGAAUCUGCAAAAGAUGGGAGAGGUAUACUGGUACGAGAUGUUCGUAGUAAAUCCUACACAUCGCCGCAUUCGCAGAAAAAGGAGGACGGCGUUGGCAGUGAGAUGUCGAAUGUCAACCAAAGUGGGACACACGGGGAAACUCACGAAACUUAUGGGCAAUCUGAUAUGAAAAGACUGCGAGAGGAUGAAAUCACACCGCGGAUGAUAGAAGAGCAGUGUAGAGUUCCAGAGUCUCAACUAGUUAGUCCCUCUAGCACUCCCUCAGUCCCCUAUAAUGUCGCGAAGCGCCAAAAGCUGAGUAUUCUCUCCGCAGAGAGAAAAGAAAAUCGUCGAAAGCCAUCGAGGCGCACAAAUUACUUGAUAAGACAAUUGAGACACGAGCCUGAUGAGGGGCAGAAGCUCUUUGAUCAAAACAAUCUUAAUGCCAGAGAGAGCGUUUAUUUGGUCAUGAAGGAGAAUAUCCCUUCAAUAAUCCCUCAAGCUACCCCUCUUUCCGAGCUCAAAUUCAACUCUCAGACACUACCACUUAUCAAAUUGAUUCCUGCAGCACAUAAAGUACUCACGUCAGAAAUAAUGAACUCAGCAUUAAAUGAAUGCAGAAUUGCGGUUGUUAGCUCACGAAUUGAGGAGCUGCGUAGAUCAGGUUUAUGGUCUCUGAGACAGCCAAAAAAAUUUCUAGACCCGUGGGACCAAUUGAAAGAUGUUGAAACCCAUUGGGGUACGCUGUUAGAGGAAGCCAAAUGGCUUUUUUACGACUUUGAUGAAUUUAACAAAUAUAAAAGAGCUGCAUGCUUCACCAUGGCGCAGGCCGUCAUGGAUUUCUGGAACUAUGGCCAAGUGUGUUGCAUAAGGAGAGCGCCAAUUAAGCAUAUUGAAACUGAACAAGACAGUUCAAAAAUAGCAUCAGAAACGACAGAAGAGAACUGUGAUACUAAGGAAGCUCCACUGCAGGUCUGCGAGGCUGACUUCUCUUUAUAUCCACAUAGGGAUACGACCAACGAGUCAGUCAAUGUUGAACUACUGCUAAAAAGACCUGAUCCAUCCCAGGAGAUUCCUGCCCUUGAUAUCCCAACAGUAAAUACAGAGGUUUAUGCUGAAGAUAUCAAAAAGAGAACUUCUCCUUUCAAGUUGCAUAUUUCCUUCGAUGAUUUCGGCCUUGUUGAAAGAAAAAUUUUGGACGAUGUUCCGAUCUAUUCAGGCAUCACAAAUAAAGAGGCAUCUGAUAAUGAAAGGAGCAACAUUUGUUUUGAACCCAUAUCCAAAUCUACAGUGCUGUUGGAUGAUGAUCACUAUCUCAAAAUAGCCGAAAGACAGAUAAUAGAGGAGGAGCCAUCGUUGAUUCCAUUCAGCAAAAGACGCGGCAUGUUUUACGGGAAUAGACGAAGCCAUUAUUUACGUCCACCGAUUGCUCCUUCGCUAAGAUAUUUGCGGUGCCGAACUCCGACUAUCUGGUUACCUCAGGACGAUCAGAAUCUUGUGAAGAAUAUUAACACGUAUGCCUAUAACUGGGAACUUAUUAGCGCUCAUAUGUCUUCGAGAUCAACGAGGUCAUAUUGCUCUAAUAUCGAGCGACGUACGCCUUGGCAAUGUUUUGAACGCUUUAUCCAGCUCAACGAGAAAUUUCAGUUCAUUGACAUGAAGGGACCUCGGGCUCAUAAUGCCCAACUAUGGUUGAUAGAAGCUCACAAAUUACAACAGCAGCAAAAGAGGCGAAUUUCUCCAUUGGGUGUUGGCGAAGAAUCGAUCCAAAGAGGGCACAAGCGAUUACGAUGGGCGAGUAUGUUUGAAGCCAUGAGAAAAUGCAUCAAGAAAAGAGAAAAUGCACCUCGACCCAAUCCAGCACAACCGAGAAAACCUCUUGACUGCAAAAAUACAACUGUCCCAACUCCGGCGGAAAUGUCGCAGUUGAAAGCUCAACGUGACGAUGCCCUUCGUAGAGAUAUUCAGAUGAGGAGGCUAGCCAAACAGAAACUUCAAGCUGCUGCUAUGAGUCAAGUUGUUAGUAAUUCUUUAGGACCUCCGCCACAGAGCUCACCAUCAUCAGUUCAGAGACGCCCGGCCAAUAAUGGGCUCGGGCCGGGCCGUAUUAACUCAGCUGAUAGCAAUAUGAGAGUAACGACUCAAAUACCGAAACAAUCGCCAGUGAAGCAAUACCCGAAGGCUUUCGAAAAUGAAUAUAAAGUUCCAGUUUCAAGGCAGAAGCAAACUAACAAACCAGCACAAUCUCAUGGUGAGAAAUUAAACAAAGAGCUGUCAACUGAAAAGAUCGUUUCACCGACACCACAAGAAAUUUUACAAAAGCUACAGGGUAAAUAA
This is a messenger RNA of Lachancea dasiensis, 2676 nucleotides long. The record is from the annotation of a GenBank genome assembly. Lineage: Eukaryota; Fungi; Ascomycota; Saccharomycetes; Saccharomycetales; Saccharomycetaceae.